GUGCUCUCUUAUUAGAGGAAAAGUCUCUAAAAUGCAACCUGUGAGCAGCAGGAAAACUGCUCUGACAUCAGAUCAGGUGAGGCUGAGUUUCACAGAUUUACCACUGGAUGGGGAUGUCCCAAAGAGGUCACACUCUUUARGCUCACACUUUACUCUUUAUUUAAAAUGGGUCACACAGAAAAGCAAAAGGACAAAGUGUGUUUAAUUCAGCAAAGCCCUUUGUGUCGUGAGAAGCCAUAAAGKAUUUGGAUUUUUGAGCAUAUUUCMCUUCAGCUUGUUUCCCACAGACUGAACAAGCCUCUGAGGGGCAUGGCUGAACCUGCYGUGAUGGAUCGACCCCCCCACCCUUCAUCCACAGGGGCUCUGCCCGAGGACAGAUCCCACUGCAGCUUGUCUUCAUCCAGCCAGACGACAAACAGGCAGGACUGCUGGAAAACUUACAGGGUGCAGACAUUUCUCUGCAGCUCAUUAACUUCUCUGCCUUUAAAUUAAAGGUAGGGGAAAAAAAUAAACAUGCACGCAUAAAGAAAGGGAGGAAAACUUGAGGUUAAAUUAAAAACAAAAAGAUGCAACAAUAGAAGAAACAUAAGAGUCAAAAUGAAGACUUUGGAAAAAGUUCAAGGGAAGGCUGAAGGAUUUCUGGGAGGCAACGUGGAGAAAUUUUCAGACGGCAGCAGAGACAGAGUUCUGUCAGACCAGAACGUUCAGGACGUCAGGACACGGUUCAACAGGAAGGCCGGGGUUGCAGCAGGAUGCAAAGCUGAGUCAUACUCUGUGGCGGGAAGUGAAGGAAGCAUUGCCCCCUCUGUGGGAUCUGCGGCCCACCAGGCCUCGGGCAGCACCAGCCCCUGCUCACACUCCUCAUCUGGAGGAUCACGGCACCCUGUCAGUGCUCUGAAGAAAUGGCUCACCAACCCUGUCCGCAAGCUGAGCUCUGACCCCAGAAGUCGAGCGGGGAAAGCCGAGAAGCAGAUGUUCAGGCCAGAUGGGAAAGACCAGUCAUCGCCUGCCUCCCACACUGAGACUAUGCAAAGUUCUCUGGAAAUUAACAAAAACUACAUCCUCCUGUCUUCUGAUCACAAAACACCGGAGGGGAAAAGUCCCACAGAUCCACCUCCGUCACUGCCGCCCCAGCAGAGCUUUUCAUGUGACCUCCUGCCAAGCACAGAAUCCCAGAGUCUGAAUCAGACUGUUAGCACUCUGCCUGGUGAGGAGAACUGUACRAUGCCUGAGGACUCCAGCAGUCAAUGCUCUGCUGCCGUGGACAGCGAGGACGAGAGAAAUGCUGCUUUGGAGAAAAGUUUAUAUGUUCUCGCAGAGCUGAUAGAAACAGAACGGUUGUAUGUUGAGGAUCUUGGACUCAUUGUUCGGGGCUACAUGAGCACGAUGAUCAAUCAGGGAGUUCCAGAAGACAUGAGAGGGAAGGACAGGAUUGUGUUUGGGAACAUCCACCAGAUCUAUGACUGGCAUAAAGAAUAUUUCCUGGGAGAGCUGGAGAAAUGUGUGAAUGAUCCAGACAGUCUGGCUCAGCUCUUCAUCAAACACGAACGACGUCUUCACAUGUAUGUAGUUUACUGCCAGAACAAACCCAAGUCCGAGCAUGUCGUCUCUGAAUACAUCGAGACAUACUUUGAGGAUCUCAGGCAGCAGCUGGGUCACAGGCUGCAGCUCAACGACCUCCUGAUCAAACCCGUUCAGAGGAUCAUGAAGUACCAACUACUGCUAAAAGACUUCUUAAAAUACUACAGCAAAGCUGGGAGGGAAGUUGAAGAGCUGCAGAAAGCGGUGGAGGUGAUGUGUUUUGUGCCAAAACGCUGUAAUGAYAUGAUGAAUGUGGGAAGACUGCAAGGCUUUGAGGGGAAGAUCACAGCUCAGGGUAAACUGCUCCAGCAGAAUACUUUCUCCGUCAGCGAGCAGGAAGGUGGUCUUCUGUCCAGAGCCAGGGAGAGGCGGGUCUUCCUGUUUGAGCAGCUUGUCAUCUUCAGCGAGCCGCUGGAGAAGAAAAAAGGCUUCCCUUUGCCAGGAUACACCUUCAAAAACAGUAUUAAAGUCAGUUGUUUGGGUGUGGAAAACCCUUCUGAAGAGGAUCCAUGCUGUCUGGUUUUGACGUCCAGGGCGACUGAUGGCAGCGUAACACGCUUCAUCAUGCAAACGUCCUCUCCAGAGAUUCAAAAAGCAUGGUUUGACGACGUGGUCCAGAUUUUAGAGACACAGAGGAACUUCCUAAACGCCCUCCAGUCCCCGAUAGAGUACCAACGAAGAGAAAGCACGUCCAACAGCCUGGGAAGGAGCGAGAAGUCUCCUGCUGUGUCGUCACCUGGCCUGUCGUCUCCCUCCUCGGCCUCCACGGAGCGGCGUCACCAGCCCUGCCUCCUGUCCUACAACAGCUCUCUGCCCUCUCUGCACUCGCCUCGACUCAACCAGUCACUGAAGGCGUCCAGCAUGUGCGUCGAGACGUUUCAAGCAGCUCGCCCCCCUUUUUCCUCACACCAUCAGCUCAGCUUGUGCACAGAGCUGAAGCACGACUGUGGCACAUUCUACGCCCUGUCACCUCGCACCAAUCACCACCAGAAGAGUGUGGCUGCCAGUAUCCACUCGGUCUCGUUUUGUGACGGAGCACCAUGUCCGUCUCGUCGGCCAAACAGCUUGGAUCAGCUGGAGGAGUGACCCUCAUGAACUCGUUUUACCUUUCUGGCAUCUGUUGCUGCAGAAAAUGUCAGCGUUAAAUGGAACUUUGCUGCAGAUCAAUCUGGUUUUGGUGGUUUGAAUGUGUUUGUUUCAGCAUCUGUACAUAUGAGCUCAUAGAAAACGUGAAAUAUGUCAUGUUUGACAUCAUCGCUCAGAUGUUUAUGUCUCUUAAUGUUGAUAUUCUUUUUGUUUACCUUUUCCACUGCAUUUUAUGAAGCUAUUUUUGUAAUGGCAAUGAAUCCUCUCCAGGGACCAGUUUGACUUUAUCCCCCAAAGAAAAACCAACGUCUGAAGCAGUUUUAACUGUAUUCUCACUGAGUGACUCACAGGUUCAUUCUGGGAUCACAUCCAGUGUUCUAUUCCACUCAGAUWAGCAAAAAUGUCUUCCCAUUUGAUGGACUGAUUCAACCCUGCCAUUGUGAGUGUUAUCUGGACUGACCACAUUGACACGCUCACGCAAAGUACAUGUAAUAAUCAGGCAUUAAGAGGAAAAAUGGAAACAAAAAAAGCCGAUGUGCUCAUCUGUCAUCAUCGGGUUGAGUGUAAAUAGUUUUGAGUGUAAUCAUAACAGUGUGUUGCCAAGUCCUGAAAGAAAAAGUGACAUUUGUUGUUUUUUGUUCCUGUAUAUUGAAACAUGAAUUUUGUGUUUUUAUGUCAUAAAUAGCAUUUGAAACAUC
Messenger RNA from Austrofundulus limnaeus, 3365 nucleotides. RefSeq names its product Rho guanine nucleotide exchange factor (GEF) 25b (gene arhgef25b). Lineage: Eukaryota; Metazoa; Chordata; Actinopteri; Cyprinodontiformes; Rivulidae. Gene Ontology annotation, molecular function: guanyl-nucleotide exchange factor activity. Gene Ontology annotation, biological process: axon guidance. The transcript is spliced from 17 exons. The record is from RefSeq and is a predicted model, not a curated record. Gene Ontology annotation, cellular component: cytoplasm; plasma membrane; extrinsic component of membrane. Bases 598 to 2667 code for a protein of 689 amino acids.